CCAGGUCGACUCAGUAUGGAACCUGGAACUGAGCCGCUGGGGGUCAGACACGGACCGUAGGGACAGGAAGAGCUUGGCUCAGGACAACUGCUGUUUCCACAUCCUUCUGGGAAAGCAGGUCCCUCCAAGAGUCCCUGCGCUCCUCUCGACACUCGCUGUCACCUGGGCGGCACGCACUAUGGAGGUUUGGCUCGUGGUACCACUUGCAGCACUGGCCUUGUUUCUUUCCCAUUUACCACAGUCCCAGAGCCAGCAGCCAGUGACCUGUCAGUGGGGUCCCUGGUCAGACUGGUCAGAGUGUGACGGCUGCUCUAAGUCUCAGACAAGACCACGCGGGGUCCGCACAUUUGCUCAGUUCGGAGGGACGCCAUGCUCAGGUGAGCGCAGCCAGAGAAGGAGCUGCAGCACCACUAGAGGCUGUCCUCUGCAGGAAGACUGCUCCGGCAGGUUCCGCUGCCAGUCAGGCCAGUGUAUCAGUGUGAAUCUCGUCUGCAACGGUGACCAGGACUGUGAAGAAGAUGGUCUGGAUGAACAGUUUUGUGAUGAGUCAACAGCCACAGCUGUGUGCGACGAACACAAGAUACCGCCCAACGCAGAGCUCACCGGUAAAGGGUUCGAUGUGCUGACAGGGAAGCUGAAGAGCAGCGUUAUCAACACUAAGAGCUUUGGUGGUCAGUGCAGAAAAGUUUUCAGCGGUGACCACAGGAACUUCUACAGGUUACCUCAAAGCUUGCUGGGAUAUACCUUUCAGGUGAGUGUGGACAAUGACUUCUCUGAUGAAUUCUACAACAGCUCCUGGUCCUACAUGAAGCAUAAUGACAACAGAGAGUGGUUCAAAGGGGGACACAACUAUCGGAUCUUUCACAAAGAGCUGAGCAACACCAAGGCCCACAGGUUGAUGAUAAUAAAGAACCAGGUGGAGGUGGCCCAGUUCCAGAACAGUCCUCCACAGUACCUCCCACUGUCUGAGGGCUUCUGGAAGGCUCUGUCUGCCUUGCCUGCCGUGUAUGAAUAUGAGGCCUACCGAACACUCCUAGAUACCUAUGGCACCCACUUCCUGUCCGAGGGCUCGUUGGGUGGCCAGUACCAGUUGCUGCUGGAGCUUGACACAGAGACGAUGAGCGAGACCAGUACCUCUCAGACUGACUACCACAGGUGUGUGACUCAUGUGAAGCGUCGGUUAUUCAGGAAGAAGACCACCACCAGAUGUGACAAACUUGUUGAGAACUUGAAGGAAACCAAAGGCUUCAGCAAUAAUAGGCUUCCUGUGAAGACGAACAUCAUCGGCGGUGACCCGGCUUUUGUAGCUGGGCUGGGGAUGUUGGACCUGGAAGACCCUGCUGCGAACAUGAAAAUGUACUCCCAGUGGGCAGGCUCUGUGAAGAUCUUCCCCCGAGUAAUCAAACCAAAGCUGCGGCCACUCUAUGAGCUUGUAAAGGAGGUGCCCUGCGCUACCCUGAAGAAGCUCCACCUGAAACGAGCAAUGGAGGAGUACCUGGAUGCAGACCACCCAUGCCACUGCCGCCCCUGCCUCAACAAUGGGCAGCCUCUGCUGGAAGGUACUGGAUGCAGCUGCGUCUGCAGACCGGACACAGCAGGCCAUGCCUGUGAGCAGGGCACCGUCCUCGAGGAACAGCCAGGAGUGCUUCAUGGGCUGUGGAGCUGCUGGUCCCCUUGGAGCUCUUGCUCUGGAGGUCAGCGGUUAAGGACUCGCUCCUGCAACAAUCCUGCACCAAGACUGGGAGGCCGACACUGUGUAGGAGAAUCCAGCGAGAGUCGUCCCUGUGAGGACCCAGAUCUUCAGCAUCUGCAAAUGAUGGAGCCGCACUGCUUUGAUCCAGCCGUAAUGCCGCUGAAGACUUGUAACACCCCACCCCCCCUAAGGAACGGAUUUAUUACGGAGCCCAAGGAUCUCUACCCAGUAGGCAGUAAAGUUACAUAUUCCUGCAUAGAGGGCUACCACCUGUUGGGAGAUGGAGUGGCAGAGUGCACGGAGCAGCAGAGCUGGAGGACUUACCUCAUGGAGUGUAGGAGUACUGUGUGCACGGCUCCUGCUCUUCCCUCUGAUGUCACUGCUGUCCCAUGGAAAAUGACCUAUGACAUCGGAGAGACACUUUCACUGUCGUGCCCCCCCGGGAAGGAGCGAACAGGACCAUCCGAGGUGUCAUGUGACUCGAGUCUCAACUGGUCUCCAUCGCUCAAGGACAGCAGCGCAUGUGUCACCAAGGUCAAACUGUUGCCCGAGAAGGUCACUCUGCAAUGCAAGGCCUGGGAGAAGCUGGCAGCGGACCAGUGUGUGUGCCGCAUGCCCUAUGAGUGUGGAACAUCUCUCGAAGUGUGUGCCACGAACAUGGAGAAUGGGCGAACAAAUGUACUGAGCGUGUGCAAAGUUGCCACCCUCCAGUGUUUGGGGCGGAGCUACGUGCUGGCUGAGGAGAGCGCUUGUGACUGGCCAGAACCUAAGGCCAUGCCUUGCUCCGCUUGUCGCCUGGAGGAGAAGUGUGAUGCACCCAGGAAGACGUGUGUGUGCCAGGACCCCGGAGAGUGUGCAGGUCAGGACCAAGGAGCCCGAGUGUGUGCCAAGCUGGCAGGCAGCUCUGCCGGCGUCACACUAACGGAGUGUGAGGUGGGGCUGCGGCGGUGCCAUGGAGAGAAGGUUUCCGUCGUCAGCAUCAGGCCUUGCGAGCCUUGAGGGGGACACCUGGGGAAAUGUUUCUCCUUUGUCGCAUUGGAAUAAAAUCCUCAUUUGAUUUUAGAUUUCAAUCACACAACGCAUGCAUUUUAUACAUGUAACAUGAGUGUUUCGUUUAGAAGGUGGUGGAAAUAAAGAUGGGAAAUAAAGAAAAAUUUCGAUCCA
This is a messenger RNA of Scleropages formosus (Asian bonytongue), 2857 nucleotides long. Its product is annotated as complement component C7-like. Gene Ontology annotation, biological process: complement activation. Gene Ontology annotation, cellular component: membrane attack complex. The transcript has 19 exons. The record is from RefSeq and is a predicted model, not a curated record. Gene Ontology annotation, molecular function: protein binding. Bases 179 to 2692 code for a protein of 837 amino acids. Lineage: Eukaryota; Metazoa; Chordata; Actinopteri; Osteoglossiformes; Osteoglossidae.